GCAGACUCAGAACAGCACUACUCACAGCAGGGCCUCUUGCUCGCUCUAGCUGCUGGGAGGAAAACGGCUUGCUAAUCUCCACGCCCAGAAAUUCAGACAAGAGCAUUCUCCUUAUCUCAUCUGCACAGGAAGCAGGUCUAAGUGUAAUUUCACAAGCCCCUGACUCUGUGUAGACACCCAGCUCUCCAGAAAAAUGCUUUGAAGACAAAGGAUACAGCAUACAGUCCCGUGUCUCGGCUGAGUCAUCGCAUUCCUUAAUAGUGUCUUCUCCCCGGGUUUGGUGGCCUGCUUCUGGAGUGGUCAGUUCUGCUGCCGACAUGCCCACCCAGCUCGAGAUGGCCAUGGACACCAUGAUUAGAAUCUUCCACCGCUAUUCUGGCAAGGAAAGGAAGAGAUUCAAGCUCAGCAAGGGGGAACUGAAACUGCUCCUGCAGCGAGAGCUCACGGAAUUCCUCUCGUGCCAAAAGGAAACCCAGUUGGUUGAUAAGAUAGUGCAGGACCUGGAUGCCAAUAAGGACAACGAAGUGGAUUUUAAUGAAUUCGUGGUCAUGGUGGCAGCUCUGACAGUUGCUUGUAAUGAUUACUUUGUAGAACAAUUGAAGAAGAAAGGAAAAUAAAGAGGAGGCAGCAAUGGGAACCAUCAUGGAAGCAGAGAGCAGCCCUCACCUGACACUGAAUCUGCUGGUGUCUUGAUCUUGGACUUCCCAGACUUCAGAACAGUGAGAAUUUAAAUUUCUAUUGUUUAUAAAUUACCCAGUGUGUGGUAUUUUGUUAUAGCAACACAGACUAAGACAAUAAGCUCUAGGAGUUGUCAAAUGCCUAUAUAUUUUGUUGGGGUCUCCUGGAGGGAUUUCCAACGCAUCCACCCUAUUUGCCCUUUGUGGCCCCAUGAGUCAUCCUUUCAUGAAGUGAAAAGAUACAUCUCUUAUAGUCAUGCCAUAUUUUUCAUUCCAAGUUUUACGGUUUAUGUCAAUAUGUAUUAUGUAUGAAAAACAAACUAGCUUUUUGUCAAAUGCUGCCAAAAUGUAGCAUCUCAAUGUCUGGCAUAAGAAAAGAAAGACACAAAUGGUGAUUGUGAUGCUGGCAAACCAAUGCACAACGUAGCCAAAAUACAUGUCAUAUUUAAUGUGGGACUAAAAACUCACCUUCAGGAAGACUUUCACCUUGAAAUCUGGUGAUGUGUGGAACAGAUGUUUUAAUUUAGCUAAAAUUAUUUGCAUAAUCGAUUUAACACAUGGUUUAUCAAACCUGCCAAAGAGCAGGUGACAAUAUGGAAUUAAUAUGAUUACUAAUUUGACACAUCAUUGAGAUUAAUUUGACCUUUCUCGAUCUCAGAAUACCUAGAGGUCUUCACAGACAGGAAUAGUGUGCUAUGAAAUGCAGUCUAAAAUCCACCAUCUUAGCAUCAUAAAGUAAGCAACCACUUUGCUCAGUCUGGCCUCAUGUUUCUAUUCCUUUUCUUUCCAUCUCUUCUCUAAAUGGAAAGGAAGGCAAUGAGUGAAUAUUGGGGAACAUAUCUGAUUCACAGUGUUCAAAAUUUUAUGAAAAGUAAUUGAUCUAACGUGCCUCUGAUACUAGAUGUGGUACUGCCUUCUCCCUGGUCUGUUGAUUUAUCCUUGAAUCUAGACUCAAAGGAUAUCACCUUUGAGAAUUAAUUGGCUUAAGCCUUUAGCUUUAAGUCUAAAGACUCAAAAUAAUGACUUUUUUUUUUUUUUGCGAUGGAGUUUCACUCUUGUCACCAGUUGUCACCCAGGCUGAAGUGCAAUGGCAUGAUCUCGGCUCACUGCCACCUCCACGUCCUGGGUUCAAGCAAUUUUCCUGCCUCAGCCUCCCAAGUAGCUGGGAAUACAGGUGCACACCACCACACCGGGCUAAUUUUUGUAUUUUUAGUAGAGAUGGGGUUUCACCAUGUUGGCCAGGAUGGUCUUGAACUCCUGAUCUCAGGUGAUCUGCCCACCUCGGCGUCCCCAAGUACUGGGAUUACAGGCGUGAGCCACCGUGCCCGGCCAAAAUAAUGACUUUUAAAUUGUAUAUCAGUUUGAUUACAAUAGUAAAUUAUUCUAUUAGAAAUAAUAGAAAUGUUUAUUAAUAGGGAAUUGAUAAAAUAAAAUAAUAUCGUAUGCGAGUAAAAUGCUGUGUGCCCAUUUAAAUGAUGUGGAAAAAGUAUAUUUAAUGAUAUAAAAACAUGUUUGUGAUAUGUGACAUGAAGAAAUCAUAUUGCAUCUCUGAAAAAUAACAAUAAAAACGAGAAAUCAUAUUGCAAA
Homo sapiens (human) is the source of this 2264-nucleotide messenger RNA. NCBI's taxonomy places the organism in Eukaryota, Metazoa, Chordata, Mammalia, Primates, Hominidae. The record is from RefSeq and is a predicted model, not a curated record.